Messenger RNA from Tupaia belangeri chinensis (Chinese tree shrew), 1280 nucleotides. RefSeq names its product ephrin B2 (gene EFNB2). Gene Ontology annotation, biological process: blood vessel morphogenesis; ephrin receptor signaling pathway; axon guidance. The record is from RefSeq and is a predicted model, not a curated record. NCBI's taxonomy places the organism in Eukaryota, Metazoa, Chordata, Mammalia, Scandentia, Tupaiidae. The transcript has 5 exons. Gene Ontology annotation, cellular component: plasma membrane. Gene Ontology annotation, molecular function: ephrin receptor binding. The coding region runs from base 204 to 1205 and encodes 333 amino acids.
CCCACCGCGCCGCCGCGCCCCGCGCGUGCGCUCCCGCCCUGCGCCCUGAGAGCCCGGGAGGGCGAGCGCACCUGGCCUCGGCGACCGCUGGAGCUGCCUGGCGCUCCCGGAGCUGCCUGCGGUCUCCCCUCGUCUGCCCUGUUGGAUUGGCGCGUCCGGUCCCUCCGCGGCCCGGAGUGCGCGGAGCUGGGAGCGGCUUGGCCAUGGCUGUGAGGAGGGACUCCGUGUGGAAGUACUGUUGGGGAGUUUUGAUGGUUUUAUGCAGAACUGCGAUUUCCAGAUCGAUAGUUUUAGAGCCUAUCUAUUGGAAUUCCUCGAACUCCAAAUUCCUACCUGGACAAGGACUGGUACUAUACCCACAGAUAGGAGACAAAUUGGAUAUUAUUUGCCCCAAAGUGGACUCUAAAACUGUUGGCCAAUAUGAAUAUUAUAAAGUUUAUAUGGUUGAUAAAGAUCAAGCAGACAGAUGCUCUAUUAAAAAGGAAAACACCCCUCUCCUCAACUGUGCCAGACCAGACCAAGAUGUAAAAUUCACUAUCAAGUUCCAAGAAUUCAGCCCUAACCUCUGGGGUUUAGAAUUCCAGAAGAACAAAGACUAUUACAUUAUCUCUACAUCAAAUGGGUCUUUGGAGGGCCUGGAUAACCAGGAGGGAGGGGUGUGCCAGACAAGAGCCAUGAAGAUCCUCAUGAAAGUUGGACAAGAUGCGAGUUCUGCUGGAUCAAGCAGGAGUAAUGAUCCGACAAGACGUCCGGAGCUCGAAGCUGGUACAAAUGGAAGAAGUUCAACAACAAGCCCCUUUGUCAAGCCAAACCCAGGUUCGAGCACAGACGGCAACAGCGCCGGACAUUCGGGGAACAACAUCCUCGGUUCCGAAGUGGCCUUAUUCGCAGGGAUUGCUUCAGGAUGCAUCAUCUUCAUCGUCAUCAUCAUCACGCUGGUCGUCCUGCUGCUCAAGUACCGCCGGCGGCACCGGAAGCACUCGCCGCAGCACACGACCACGCUGUCGCUGAGCACGCUGGCCACGCCCAAGCGCAGCGGCAACAACAACGGCUCCGAGCCCAGUGACAUUAUCAUCCCCUUGAGGACUGCGGACAGUGUCUUCUGCCCGCACUACGAGAAGGUCAGCGGGGACUACGGGCACCCGGUCUACAUCGUCCAGGAAAUGCCACCGCAGAGUCCGGCCAACAUUUACUACAAGGUCUGAGCUAGACCCUGGCGGUACCUUCGCCUCCGUUGGGCCCCCGUGUGCUGGCGAACUGACGGCCCAGCAUUGGGGCAG